Syzygium oleosum is the source of this 2716-nucleotide messenger RNA. RefSeq names its product LEAF RUST 10 DISEASE-RESISTANCE LOCUS RECEPTOR-LIKE PROTEIN KINASE-like 2.4. Bases 197 to 2176 code for a protein of 659 amino acids. The transcript is spliced from 3 exons. Gene Ontology annotation, biological process: protein phosphorylation. The record is from RefSeq and is a predicted model, not a curated record. Lineage: Eukaryota; Viridiplantae; Streptophyta; Magnoliopsida; Myrtales; Myrtaceae. Gene Ontology annotation, molecular function: polysaccharide binding; protein kinase activity; ATP binding.
AUAAAGUCAACAAAGACUCCCCCAUUUUGCAAGUCUUCCCGAACUAGUUUUUUUAUCUUCCAAGCCCAUCUUCCGCUUCAGUGAUUCAUCAUCGCCCACAACCCAUCUUCCCUGAGCCUGCCUAUCCGUUUGCUGAAACAACAACAACCACAUCCCCACUCCAUCCAACUGUUCAGGAAAUCCGUCUUCCACCAGAAUGAAUACACGUCUUCUUCUUCUGUUAUGUGCCAUGUUCUUGGUCUUGAUGAUCAAUAUGACUCAAUCGCAGGGCAAUGAUGCCUUGUACUCGAAUUGCAGCAACCUGUUCAGCUGUGGGAACAUCCAAGGCGUCGGCUACCCUUUUUGGGGCGGGAACCGAUCCAACGGCUGCGGCUACCCGGCGCUACAACUUGCUUGCGAGGAUAACGCUGCCACUAUCAAGAUAUCCAAAGUCAAGUACAAGGUUCUCGGUUUCUACCCCGAACCCAAGGUCCUACAGAUCGCCCGGGAUGAUUUCUCCUCUGGAAUCUGCUCCCCUGACUUCACUAACACCACUCUCGACCCUGCACUCUUCAGCAUGGUCAUCGGCUACGUCAACUCCACAAUCGUCUACGGCUGUCCGAAUGGGCAAACGACCAGCCCGUUCUCGUGCACCAUAAGAGGUACUGCUUCUAAAAACGGUUAUGUGAUUCCUGGGGUGGCUGUAGGGCCAGGAAGUUGCUACAAGAGCGUGGUGGUCCCCAUCUCUCAGACUCUAUUGCCCCAGCUGGCUAAUAACUCGACUAGCUUGGAGAAUCUAUUGCAGCAAGGAUUCGAGGUCAGGUUAGGAGUGGAUUCUGCAGCGUGUAAAGGGUGUGCUAAUACGAAAGGCGUCUGCGGUUAUGACAUCUCAAAGAAUGCAACGGCCUGUUAUUGCACCGAUGGAUCAUCGGGGUCGGCAACAUGUGCGUCGUCUGCUGCCGGAGGGCCUCAAGGGCAGCCUGUUUCAAAAGGAUUCAACAGGCGGACUAAAUUUUUCGCAGGUGGAGCUCUUGCUAUUGGUGUAUCAGUAUCUGCAAUUGCCAUCAUUUUCCUCCGCAAGAGUAAAAAUGAAAUCUUCUCAUGGAAGGUUCUACUCUUCAAGAACGAGAAAGAUCGCAAUGUUGAGAAAUUGAUGAGAAUUCACGGAUCUCUUGUUCCAAGAAGAUACCAUUAUAUUGAUCUGAAGAAAAUGACAAACUCAUUUUCAGAGAAACUUGGUCAAGGAGGAUUUGGUGUAGUGUAUAAAGGGAAGAUCGGUGAUGGUAGUCUUGUGGCAGUGAAAAUUCUAACAGAGUCGAAAAGUAGCUCAGACGAAUUUAUCAAUGAAGUCGUGAGCAUUAGUAGAACUUCUCACAUUAAUGUGAUCACUCUUUUAGGCUUUUGUUACGAAGGGAACAAACGAGCUCUAAUAUUCGAGUACAUGCCUAAUGGUUCAUUGGAUAAGUUCAUACCCUCUGGAAGAACAUUAAAUAUGAGUAGUUCCUUGGAAUGGAAGAUUCUAUAUCAAAUUGCGAUUGGCAUUGCUCGUGGGCUAGAGUAUCUGCACCGAGGCUGUAAUACCAGAAUCUUGCAUUUCGAUAUAAAACCUCAGAACAUCUUGCUCGAUCAAGAUUUUAUCCCCAAGAUUUCAGAUUUUGGCCUUGCAAAACUUUGUCAUGGGAAAGACAGUGCUGUAUCAACUCUCGGCAUGAGAGGAACGGUUGGGUUUAUUGCACCAGAAGUUGUUUUUCGUAACUUGGGGAGAGUCUCUCACAAGUCCGAUGUUUACAGUUACGGAAUGUUGGUUCUUGAAAUGGUAGGCUUUAGAAAUUCUGACAUCAAAGUUUCCGACAGCAGUGAUAUGUACUUUCCAGAUUGGAUUUAUAGAAACUUAGAGCCUGGCAAAGAUAUGAAAUUGCCAAUGAAUGUGACAGAGGAGGAGGAAGUGCUAGCGAGGAAGAUGAUUAUUGUGAGUAUGUGUUGCAUUCAAACCAGUCCAUCUGAUCGACCUCCAAUUGUGAAGGUGAUAGAAAUGUUGGAAGGAAGCGUUGAAUCACUGCGAAUGCCGCCAAAGCCCAUCUUGUGUUCUCCAACACUACCACCUUCGCAACAUUGGGAAGUGAUGGCGUCAAUUUCCAAUGGGAGCCUCGAGGAGGGAAUACUAGAGAAUUUAGAGGAAAGCAGUAACACACGGUAAAGUGGUAAUGCACGACUGAACUUCUUGAGGUAAUUGUCAUGCCUUUCUUUAGAUGGAAUAUGUUAUUAUUAGAGUUACAGUGAAAGUGGAGAGAACAGUUAGGAGGAUUUCACUUGGAGAAUCAUAGCAAUUAGCAAGAAGAUAUGAGAAUUUCAACUUAGUAGAUCAAAUGCUCUCUGAAGGCUGUUGGAAAGCACACUUGGAACUUGGAAGAUCAGUGUCAUCUCUCAUAGAACUCACACAGAAAUGGUUCCCAGCAAUGUUACUCCUCCACCAUCAUGUAGAUUAAUAUUCUAUGAAUGUAUAACAUGACCAACGAGAUGAGCGGCAUUUUUGUUAAACUCCGAGGACUGAUCAACUGAAAAUCCCGGUGGUCUUUCUCGCUUAUGCCUGGCCUCUAGGUUCGAGUUGCCACACUUUCACGUUCUCUUGUACUUAAUGCUUUUCAUUUUGUUGAAAAUUAAAUUGUCUAUCAAAUUGUUCGGGCUUCAGACUAGGUAUAUGGCAUAUUAAUCAAACUAUUUGCAAGAUUUCCAAAUC